Molecule: messenger RNA, 2706 nt
Organism: Ostreococcus tauri
Lineage: Eukaryota; Viridiplantae; Chlorophyta; Mamiellophyceae; Mamiellales; Bathycoccaceae
Product: Type II pantothenate kinase
Exons: 1
Coding region: 1-2706 (901 amino acids)
Biological process (GO): coenzyme A biosynthetic process
Cellular component (GO): nucleus; cytosol
Molecular function (GO): pantothenate kinase activity; ATP binding
Source: RefSeq, a predicted model, not a curated record
AUGUCCACCGAGACCGACCCACCGGACGAGAAGGAUGUCGAGUAUCGACAUCAACCGACGCACGCGCGCAAUCGCUCGUUGUCGGCACCAUUAAGGAUCGAUUUGACCGACGCCAUGAUUGAACCUACCAAUAGACCCUCGUCCUCUCGAGCGACUUCUCGAGCGCUGAGCGGCGCACCGAAGCCCGAGGCGCCGGCGAUCACACUACCGCGACAGCGCGAAGCGGUGCGGCACUUCGCGAUGGAUCUCGGUGGGUCACUGGUGAAGCUUGUCUACUUUAGCGCUGGCGCGAGCGACGCGAGCGGGACGCAGGGCGGGACGCAAGGCGGACGACUGCACUUUAGAAAGUUUCCGAGCAAGCGAUUGGACGAGUGCAUGGAUUUCAUAGAGUUUAAGAAGCUGCACGUGGGUGGGGACGGUGGAGAGGGUGGAGACGGGGUGAGCGUGAAGGCGACGGGGGGCGGGGCGUACAAAUACGGGACGACGUUUCAGGAGCGGUUGGGAAUCACGCUGCAAAAGGAGGAUGAGAUGGCGUGCGCGGUGGCGGGAGCGAACUUUUUGCUGGAGACGAUUAGAGAUGAGGCGUUCACGUACAGGAACGACGAGAAGGUUUUCAUAUCGAAGGAUGAUUUGACGCGCGAGUCCCUGUUUCCGUACUUGCUCGUAAACAUCGGGAGCGGGGUGAGCAUUAUAAAGGUUGAUAAGGACGGACACGAGCGGGUUAGCGGGAGUAACAUCGGAGGGGGCACGUUUUGGGGUUUGUGCCGACUCCUCACCGGGUUGAAGGAUUACGACGAGAUGCUCAAAUUAAGCGCCGAGGCAGAUAACGCGAAGGUGGACAUGCUCGUUGGGGAUAUCUACGGCCGCGGGCGCGGGUACCCAAACAUUGGUUUAUCGAGCGAAACGAUUGCGUCGUCCUUCGGUCGGGUCGUCAUGGACGAAGGGAGUCUCGAUGAUUACUCGAAGGCCGACAUCACGCUCUCGCUACUGCGGAUGAUUUCGUAUAAUAUUGCGCACAUCGCCACAAUGAAUGCAGCGAAGUACGACCUUAAGCGCAUCUUCUUUGGCGGAUACUUUAUUCGUAAUCACUCCUACACGAUGAACACGAUCUCUUUUGCGGUUGAUUUCUGGUCCAAAGGUGAGAUGAAGGCAAUGUUCUUGCGUCACGAGGGUUUCUUAGGCGCGCUUGGAGCUUUCUUGCAAGACGUCGAGGCGCAGAAGAAUUUAAGCAAUGCAGCGCAAGGAUCUUGGAUUGAGAAAUUCAUCAAAUGCUCGGUGCCUCCGAAAGGGAUGGGUAAGAAAAAGUUGUCCUCAACGAUGCCAUCGCCGGCGAGGCCGCGCUCAUCUCAGAAGUCCAGGAGAGCGAGUGAGAAUGACAGCAGCGACGCAUUUAGACGGAUGAGCUUGGGCGAAGGAUCCGGCGUGGAUGUCGACGGACAGCCGAGAGUUUCGACUGGUGGUAACAGCUUGGAUUACAUCACGCCGACUGAAUCGUAUUCUGAAGAAGAGGACCUGUCCUCGGGUGAAGAAACGCCCACGCUGAGCAGACUGGACGAUCCUACGCAGCUGCUCAAUUCGGCGGGCCUACAAGUCGGCGUUUUACACCUUGAACCAACACUUGCAAAGUUUCCGCUUCUUCGCGAAGAGAGCGAGUACGAUCCGAACAUUUUCGACAUGCUCACCGAUACCACCGAACGGGAGUAUUGGCUCGACAUCCUCGAGCGUUUGCAACCCGGCCUGGUGGAGCGCGCGUUGGUGAGUGACCCAACGAGCGCCGAUGUGAAGGAGCGAGCGGAAUCGUUCGACACGGUUUUUAAAUCCCACCUCUCCAGGCUUCGCGAGGAGCCCGCGGCGUACGGAAGAAUCGGACUCGGCGAUUUGUUUGAAAUGCGCGAGGAGUGCUUGCGAUUUUUCCGUUUCACCGACGUGUACGAGGACGUGAAGAAGCAGGAGAACGAGUCGGCGCUCUUGGUGCUUCCGGAUCUCCUCGCCGAGAUCGACAGCCUGAACGACGAUGAACGCCUGUUGGCCAUCAUAGAGGGUGUCUUGGCCGGGAACAUAUUCGAUUGGGGAUCCCAAGGCACGCUCGAUCUCUAUCGCAACGGCACGAUUCUGGAGAUUUACCGAAAGGCGAGGAGCACGGUGAACCGACCGUGGGCCAUUGACGAUUACGACGCCCUGCGUGAACGCAUGAACGGUCCCAAGGCGAGAAACUAUCGCAAGGCGCUGCUUUUCUGCGAUAACUCGGGUGCGGACGUCAUCCUCGGCAUGAUUCCAUUCGCCCGCGAGCUCCUGAAGCGAGGUGCGGACGUGGUUCUCAUCGCAAAUGGGUUACCGGCCAUCAACGACAUCACCGCCAACGAGCUCGAGGUCGUUCUUCGCUCCGCCGCUUCCCUCGACUUAUGUCUCAGCGAUGCCAUCACCUCCGGUGCGCUCUCCGUCGUAAGCUCCGGCUCGGGAUCGCCGUGUUUGGACUUCCGUCGUCUCUCCAACGACGCGUGCGUCGCCGCCCGCGACGCCGACCUCAUCAUCCUCGAGGGCAUGGGAAGAGCCAUUCACACGAAUUACCGCGCUAAAUUCGCGUGCGACACGCUGAAACUCGCGAUGAUCAAGAAUCAACGUUUGGCCGAGCAGCUCAUUGGCCCGAAAGGCGCGAUGUGGGACUGCGUCGCUCGAUUCGAGCCCGGAAGUCUGUCCAAUCCAUAG